Molecule: messenger RNA, 4908 nt
Organism: Leptosia nina
Lineage: Eukaryota; Metazoa; Arthropoda; Insecta; Lepidoptera; Pieridae
Source: the annotation of a GenBank genome assembly
AUGGCAUUUGUGAGUGCAGUUACUGGUGAUGACUCCACGAAAAAAUUCAUGGAUGUCUUGCAAAAUGACUUCAAAACACUCAGCUUGGAAACCAAGAAAAAAUAUCCUCAGAUUAGGGAGGCUUGCGAUGAAGCUAUAGAAAAGCUGUCUUUGGCUGCCAAUAAUCCUCAAGCUUCCCUAUAUGGGGUUGUGAAUCAAAUCCUAUAUCCUUUAGUACAGGGAUGUGAGUCCAAAGAUGUUAAAAUAAUCAAGUUUUGUUUGGGCACUGUUCAGCGUCUAAUAGCCCAACAGGGCAUUGAUGCUAAAGGUGCUAGGCACAUAGUGGACUGUUUGUUCAAUUUGGGCCAGGCAAAUAUGCUUGAACUAAAAUUGCUGCAAACAGCUGCUUUAUUGAUGACCACAUCCGAUUUGGUGCAUGGAGAUACAUUAGCAAGAACUAUGGUAUUGUGCAUGAGAAUGGUAACUUCCAGUGAGAGCCGUGAUGUUAGCACAAGCCAUGCAGCAGCCGCUACUGUGAGACAACUUGUUGCUUUGGUCUUUGAAAGAGCUCUCGCUGAGGCAGAUGGUACUCUCAAAGUUAAUCCAGCCGAUGUUAGAAUUCAGACUAAUCAAAAAGCCCCAAAGGACCUUAAGCCUUGUGCUGUAGAUGCGUACCUUAUUUUACAAGAUAUAAUACAGUUGAUUAACGGUGAUGCUGCAAAUUGGCUCUCAGGUAUCUCCGAUGUUCCCAAAACAUUUGGAUUGGAGUUAUUAGACACUGUACUUACAGAUUUUUCAGCAGUAUUCUUUAAGAUAACUGAAUUUAGAUUCUUAUUAAAGGAGCAUGUUUGCGCGUUAAUCAUACGUCUUUUUUCACCCAACGUGAAAUACAGAGCGGCGUUUACAGCCCCCCAUAUUCCAGGAGGUGUUAAUGCAAGUGGUAGUCCUGCUGCACCAGAUCGACCUCAUUUCCCUGUCACAAUGAGACUACUUCGACUUGUUUCUAUCAUACUGCAUAAGUACCACGAUCUCUUGGUUACCGAGUGCGAAAUAUUUCUCUCUCUAACAAUCAAAUUUCUUGAUCCCGACAAACCGUUAUGGCAACGAGCGCUUGCCCUCGAAGUGCUGCAUAAGAUGACCAUACAACCAGAUCUUCUGAAAUCGUUCUGUGAAUGCUACGACAUGCGGCCACAUGCCACAAAUAUCUUUCAGGACAUAGUGAAUGCCCUUGGUGCUUAUGUACAAAGUCUUUUUGUUGCGGCCAAUGUUAAUACGCAACCAGGCUCAACCGGUGUACCACAACAGGCCGGCUUCUACUGGAAAGGAGUAUGGCUACCACUUUGCGUCACUUUUGAACCUGGCACAGCAAAAUCUAUUUAUAUUGAGAUGCUGGACCGAACAGAGGCUCCGACUAUACAGGAGGGGUAUGGCAUUUCAGUCGCGUACGCCUGUCUUAUAGAAAUCAUACGAUCUAUAGCUAUAAGCGUGGAAGGAGACGAGUAUUAUAGGUUACAAGAACUAUAUGAUGACACGCAAAACGACAAUGAUGACAAAGAAGUCAACUCUAAUACCAAGGCUAUUAGCAAUAAAGAGUCAGAUCAAACUAAGACUGAUACCAAAGAAAUAAUAAACAACGGUCACAGUGAGGAUCAGAACUCGAAUCUUGUCCAGAAGGACUCGGAGGCUGAUGAUAAGGAUCGUCAGUUAAGCUUACAGCUGAUAAAAUCGUCGUGGUGCGGGCUGGUAUGGGGGCUCUCGGUACUUGCGGAAGCCAGCAUCGGGGAACUAGAAAAUAUCUUACGUGCCAUACAGACUCUUGCUAGAGUUAGUGGAAAGAUUGGUGUCACGAACGCCCGUGACGCGUGUAUAGGUGCGCUGUGCCGUUGUGCACUUCCAGCACAAUACUGCGUGCCUGUACUCGGUGCGUUGGCGGCACUCGCUUGCCCCUGGCCAGCAGCCCGAGCAGCACCGGCCCCUCAGGCAGAUUUAAGGCACCACGUUGUCUGGGUCGGUACACCGUUGCCGUGUGCACAACCUCCUGGCCAGCAGCAAUCUUUCGUGAUGGUGACGUCACGACACGUGACAGCGAUGCGUGCGUUGCUGCAAGCGGCGCGGAGGGACGGUGACACGAUGCAGCAGGCCUGGCUCCCAGUGCUUACUACUUUGCAGCAUUUGGUUUGGAUCUUAGGCCUAAAGCCAUCGACUGGUGGCAGCAUGAAGGCCAGCCGCGCAAGCGCAGACGCGAACGCAGUUAUGAGCACCUCCGCUGUCAUGGCCGACUUACCUGGUCAGCAAGUUCCCGUGGCGGAUUCCCUUGGAGUAAUGAGCGGUAUUGAUAUCUCUCUUUCGGCAAUGUUAUCCCGUGUCUUUGAGGCGUCCAGAAACUUGGAUGAUGUGGCACUACACCACUUAAUAGAUGCUCUAUGUAAGCUAUCCAACGAAGCUAUGGAGUUAGCUUAUUCAAACAGGGAACCGUCAUUAUUCGCUGUUGCGAAGCUAUUGGAAACCGGUCUGGCGAACAUGCAUCGGAUUGAAGUUAUGUGGAGGCCUAUCACAAACCACCUUCUUGAAGUCUGUCAACAUCCCCACAUCCGCAUGAGGGAAUGGGGUGUCGAGGCUAUCACGUAUCUAGUGCAAGCAGCUUUUCAAUACCAUCACAAUAAUCCCACAUUAGUCACCGAGGCUCGUGAGCGACUCAUCCUCGAACCAUUAGCGGAGCUAUGUAAUGUACGACACUGUGACGUGCGCGCGCGGCAGCUUGAGUGUGCGGCUCGACUGUUGCACUCUAGGGGGGAGCAGCUUGGCGCUGCAUGGCCGCUGAUGAUGGAAAUUAUUUCGGCUAUAUGUGAUCAGCACAGUGAGCAACUAGUCCGCUCGGCGUUUCAGUGUGCACAGCUAGUGGCUGGUGAUCUGUUAGGCUGUGCUGGGCCGCGGUGUCUACGACGUGUGUUGGCAGCGGCUGCAGCAUUCGCCAGGCAAACCAAGGAGCUUAACAUAAGUUUAACGGCUGUUGGACUCAUGUGGAACAUAUCGGAUUAUCUAUACCAUAAACGGGAUAAACUGUCGGUGUCGUUGGCGAAUGAAGCGGCAGCUUGCCCAGAAUACCCGGAUUUACCGCCUCUGGAUAGACUGUGGAUGUGCCUUUACGUCAGGCUGAGUGAAUUAUGUACAGAACCGCGUGCUCCUGUCAGACGCGCGGCAAGUCAGACGCUUUUCAGUUGUAUAGGGGCGCACGGAACCCUACUAAGUAAACCUGCGUGGUGGGCUCUGCUUAAUAUACUCUUCCCUAUGUUGCAGCAGGUUCAAAAGCAAUCAAACAUAGCGAGUUCAGAAAAGGUUGACACUGGCGAACAUAUACUUAUACAUCACACAAGGAACACUGCGCAGAAGCAGUGGGCGGAGACACAGGUGCUAACAUUGUCUGGUGUGUCGCGAGUCUUCCAUUCCCGAUUCCAGCUCCUCAUCACAGUUGGAGACUUCAACAGGUCCUGGACGGCAUUGCUCGAUUUCAUUGUUGACUUUUCACUACGGAAGAGUCAUGAGGUCUCAGUUGCAGCGUUAAAAUCAUUCCAAGAAGUAGUAACAGCUGCAGGAAGGGUAGAAAGCGAUAGUGUGGCGACACAAAAGCGGAUAUGGUCCGCUGCUUGGUCUGCUUGGACUAAUGUUGCAUCUAAUUUGCAUACCGACACCGCUCCUAGAACAGCCCCAGAAGACGCCAAACCAGCAGAGGCAUAUUCUCCUUCGUUAAACUUCCUGACAACUUUGGUGCAAAUAUUUCCGUUGAUCUUCCAACAUAUAAGACCUACGUUUACACCAAAAGACGUUGAACAACUUGGGCAGUGCUUGUGUAAGAUUUGUAGCGUUGAGCCGUCCGCUUCCCUUCUGGAUGGCAUUGGAAGUGGAACACCAGCUAGUCUCCACGCUUUACAUUGUCUGGAUACUGUACAUAAGGAAGCCUUAGUCCGUCACGAGCUUCUCCCGGCAAUGUUCUCGGCGCUGACAUCAUUAGCUGAAGUUGUAAGCUCUCAGCCGACAGCCAGUGCGCGCUGUCUAUCAGCUGCUGCUGGUUUAUACCGCGCUGCGCCAGCUCCCAGUGCGCAUAUCUUGCCGCACUUGUUACAGGCUCUUCACACAGCCGUGAAGAAAUGCAGCCCGGACAAACGUCGCCGUAAUAGCGAACGCGAGAGAGAUCAACCGGACGAAACUACGCAGAUAGCCACUUUGCUGUUGCAGGUCCUAGCCACUGGGUUACCCCUGGCGAGGGAAAAGCCCGAUGACUACAAGGAGUUCUGGGAGACACUACCCACUGUUUUGGAGACCUUUAUGUUCGAGCCUCCGGUGGGCGGUAGCAGACAAGCGCGAGAGGUAGUUAGUGUGGUACGUAGAGAAGUCCUAGGAGCGACGCCGCGUGCGCCGGCGCAGGCCGCUCGCCGCGCCUUACAUCUUGUGCGAGCCGGAUCUCUUCAUACACAUGCCCAUAACACAGCAAAAAACGAGCAAGAAUUACGCGAGAGAGAGGAGUUUGCGCGUGCGUGUUUCGAGACGUUAUUGCAGUUUUCGAUGUUGGAAGAUGUAGACUCUAUUGCAGGGGAUGAAGAAGAUGCAGAUCCACUGGCCAUAAUGCCGUUACUAGACAGAUUUCAAGAAGUCAUCUCUAAGUAUAGUUCAGAGGAUGAAACGGAACCACUCACGAGGCAUCAACUAUCUGAGAUUUCGUUCGUGCUGAAGGCGAUAGCAACGCUCACAGAUGCGAUGAAGCGAGCACCCCCCGGCAAAGUGGACGCGACGGCUUGGCAUAAGUUAAUAGGCAUAUAUCCGUUGAUCGUUGGCCUAGCUGCAGGUGGGCGUGUCAGCGGUGUGGGCGGGGCGGGCGGCGCGAUCCGAGAGGCGCUACUCCAAUUCGGGGGGCUCCUCGCUGCACCCCUCUAG